This is a messenger RNA of Symphalangus syndactylus (siamang), 6805 nucleotides long. It is a transcript of the gene ADAMTS2, whose product is annotated as ADAM metallopeptidase with thrombospondin type 1 motif 2. The record is from RefSeq and is a predicted model, not a curated record. Lineage: Eukaryota; Metazoa; Chordata; Mammalia; Primates; Hylobatidae. Gene Ontology annotation, molecular function: zinc ion binding; metalloendopeptidase activity. Gene Ontology annotation, biological process: proteolysis; extracellular matrix organization.
GCCUCCUCCGCCCCGCGCCCUGCGGUGCUGCAGCUGCGGGCGGCUCCAGCUGCCCCCAGAUGUGGGCUGGGCGGCUCGCGGGGAACUUUCGCGCCGGCUGCGAGUGCGGGGCCCCGGCUGCAGUCCGGCUGCCAUGGAUCCGCCGGCGGGAGCCGCUCGCCGCCUGCUCUGCCCCGCGCUGCUGCUGCUGCUGCUGCUGCUGCCGCCGCUCCUGCCGCCGCCGCCGCCCGCGAACGCCAGGCUCGCCGCUGCCGCCGACCCCCCAGGCGGGCCCCUGGGGCACGGAGCGGAGCGCAUCCUGGCGGUGCCCGUGCGCACUGACGCCCAGGGCCGCUUGGUGUCCCACGUGGUGUCGGCAGCUACGGCCAGAGCAGGGGUACGAGCCCGCAGGACCGCCCCGGUCCGGACCCCGAGCUUCCCCGGAGGCAACGAGGAGGACCCUGGCAGCCACCUCUUCUACAAUGUCACGGUCUUUGGCCGAGACCUGCACCUGCGGCUGCGGCCCAACGCCCGCCUCGUGGCGCCCGGGGCCACUAUGGAGUGGCAGGGCGAGACGGGCACCACCCGCGUGGAGCCCCUGCUCGGGAGCUGUCUGUACGUCGGAGACGUGGCCGGCCUAGCCGAAGCCUCCUCUGUGGCGCUCAGCAACUGCGAUGGGCUGGCUGGUCUGAUCCGGAUGGAGGAGGAGGAGUUCUUCAUUGAACCCUUGGAGAAGGGGCUGGUGGCGCAGGAGGCUGAGCAAGGCCGUGUGCACGUGGUGUAUCGCCGGCCACCCACAUCCCCUCCUCUAGGGGGGCCACAGGCCCUGGACACAGGGGCCUCCCCGGGCAGCCUGGACAGCCUCAGCCGCGCCCUGGGCGUCCUAGAGGAGCGCGUCAACAGCUCGAGGCGGAGGGCACGCAGACAUGCUGCGGACGAUGACUACAACAUCGAGGUCCUGCUGGGCGUGGAUGACUCCGUGGUGCAGUUCCACGGGAAGGAGCACGUGCAGAAGUACCUGCUGACGCUCAUGAACAUUGUCAAUGAAAUCUACCAUGAUGAGUCCUUGGGUGCCCACAUCAACGUGGUCCUGGUACGGAUCAUCCUCCUGAGCUAUGGAAAGUCCAUGAGCCUCAUCGAGAUUGGGAACCCCUCUCAGAGCCUGGAGAAUGUCUGCCGCUGGGCCUACCUCCAGCAGAAGCCAGACACGGGCCACGAUGAAUACCACGAUCAUGCCAUCUUCCUCACACGGCAGGACUUUGGGCCUUCCGGCAUGCAAGGCUAUGCUCCUGUCACCGGCAUGUGCCAUCCGGUCCGCAGCUGCACCCUGAACCACGAGGACGGCUUCUCCUCAGCAUUCGUGGUGGCCCAUGAGACUGGCCAUGUGCUGGGCAUGGAGCACGACGGGCAGGGCAACCGCUGCGGCGACGAGGUGCGGCUGGGCAGCAUCAUGGCACCCCUGGUGCAGGCCGCCUUCCACCGCUUCCACUGGUCCCGCUGCAGCCAGCAGGAGCUGAGCCGCUACCUGCACUCCUAUGACUGCCUGCGGGAUGACCCCUUCGCCCAUGACUGGCCGGCGCUGCCCCAGCUCCCGGGGCUGCACUACUCCAUGAAUGAGCAGUGCCGCUUUGACUUCGGCCUGGGCUACAUGAUGUGCACGGCGUUCCGGACCUUCGACCCCUGCAAGCAGCUGUGGUGCAGCCACCCUGACAACCCCUACUUUUGCAAGACCAAGAAGGGGCCCCCCUUGGACGGGACUAUGUGUGCACCUGGCAAGCAUUGUUUUAAAGGACACUGCAUCUGGCUGACGCCUGACAUCCUCAAGCGGGACGGCCACUGGGGCGCUUGGAGUCCGUUCGGUUCCUGCUCACGUACCUGCGGCACGGGCGUGAAGUUCAGGACCCGCCAGUGCGACAACCCACACCCGGCCAACGGGGGCCGCACCUGCUCGGGCCUUGCCUACGACUUCCAGCUCUGCAGCCGCCAGGACUGCCCCGACUCCCUAGCUGACUUCCGCGAGGAGCAGUGCCGCCAGUGGGACCUGUACUUCGAGCACGGCGACGCCCAGCACCACUGGCUGCCCCACGAGCACCGGGAUGCCAAGGAGAGAUGCCACCUGUACUGCGAGUCCAGGGAGACCGGGGAGGUGGUGUCCAUGAAGCGCAUGGUGCAUGACGGGACGCGCUGCUCCUACAAGGACGCCUUCAGCCUCUGUGUGCGCGGGGACUGCAGGAAGGUGGGCUGUGACGGUGUGAUCGGCUCCAGCAAGCAGGAAGACAAGUGUGGCGUGUGCGGAGGGGACAACAGCCACUGCAAAGUGGUCAAGGGCACGUUCACACGGUCACCCAAGAAGCAUGGUUACAUCAAGAUGUUUGAGAUCCCUGCAGGAGCCAGACACCUGCUCAUUCAGGAGGUAGAGGCCACCAGCCACCAUCUGGCCGUCAAGAACCUGGAGACAGGCAAGUUCAUCUUAAAUGAAGAGAAUGACGUGGAUGCCAGUUCCAAAACCUUCAUUGCCAUGGGCGUGGAGUGGGAGUACAGGGACGAGGACGGCCGGGAGACGCUGCAGACCGUGGGCCCCCUCCACGGCACCAUCACCGUUCUGGUCAUCCCGGUGGGGGACACCCGGGUCUCACUGACGUACAAAUACAUGAUCCAUGAGGACUCGCUGCAUGUCGAUGACAACAAUGUCCUGGAAGAUGACUCUGUGGUCUACGAGUGGGCCCUGAAGAAGUGGUCUCCGUGCUCUAAGCCCUGUGGCGGAGGGUCCCAGUUCACCAAGUACGGCUGCCGCCGGAGGCUGGACCACAAGAUGGUGCACCGCGGCUUCUGUGCCGCCCUCUCGAAGCCCAAAGCCAUCCGCAGAGCAUGCAACCCGCAGGAGUGCUCCCAGCCAGUGUGGGUCACAGGCGAAUGGGAGCCAUGCAGCCAGAGCUGUGGGCGGACAGGCAUGCAGGUGCGCUCCGUGCGCUGCGUUCAGCCCCUACACAACAACACCACCCGCUCCGUGCACACCAAGCACUGCAAUGAUGCCCGGCCCGAGAGCCGCCGGGCCUGCAGCCGUGAGCUCUGCCCCGGUCGUUGGCGAGCCGGGCCCUGGUCCCAGUGCUCAGUAACCUGUGGCAAUGGCACCCAGGAGCGGCCAGUGCUCUGCCGCACUGCGGAUGACAGCUUCGGCAUCUGCCAGGAGGAGCGGCCUGAGACGGCGAGGACCUGCAGGCUUGGCCCCUGUCCCCGAAACAUCUCAGAUCCCUCCAAGAAGAGCUACGUAGUUCAGUGGCUGUCCCGCCCGGACCCUGACUCGCCCAUCCAGAAGAUCUCGUCAAAGGGCCACUGCCAAGGCGACAAGUCAAUAUUCUGUAGGAUGGAAGUCUUGUCUCGCUAUUGCUCCAUCCCAGGCUACAACAAGCUGUGCUGCAAGUCCUGUAACCUGCACAACAACCUCACCAACGUGGAGGGCAGGAUAGAGCCACCGCCUGGGAAGCACAACGACAUUGACGUGUUCAUGCCCACCCUCCCAGUGCCCACUCUAGCCAUGGAGGUGCAGCCAUCACCGAGCACCCCCCUGGAGGUCCCUCUCAAUGCCUCCAGCACCAAUGCCACAGAGCAUCACCCAGAAACCAAUGCUGUAGAUGAACCCUACAAAAUCCAUGGUCUGGAAGAUGAAGUCCAGCCACCCAACCUAAUCCCUCGACGACCGAGCCCAUAUGAAAAGACCAGAAACCAAAGAAUCCAAGAGCUCAUUGAUGAGAUGCGGAAGAAAGAGCUGCUCGGAAAGUUCUGAUAAAAUGGAAAGAUAGCAUCACUAGCAUUUUUUUCUUGCUUAUAGAGAUAUUCCAUGGGAUAGCAAAUCCUGUGUCAUGGAGAUGAAGUCAAAAUUCCCGAUUCCAAAAGGUUUUGAGAAAACAAAGAAGGGGAAUGAUGUAAGAAAGAUAGGCGUGAGCAUGUGGUAACUAGGUUAGCACGUGUGCUUCCCAGCCCAGGAGCGACCAAAUCCUGCGGUGGUGUCAGGUGUGGAGUGGAGAGGAAUAUAGAGGUUCUACGGCCACCAUCAGUGAGGGCAGGGCAAGAGGGAUCACUCUGAGAGAAAGAAAAUAGGCCCCAAGUUGCUAAGCAGUGACUGGGAAUCUUCCUUUCCUUGGUGGUAAUGCAUGACAUUCCCUACCGAUCCCCAGACACAGCCUGUGGGACUCUGAGGAGAAAUGGUGAUUUACUGCAAAACUGACCAGUUGCCAAGAUGAGUACAAUGAAGUGGAGGUGAUGAACUCAAUCUUCCAGGGCCAGGCAGCCGACCAGGGUGAGUGCAGUGGCCCACUGGGGACCGUGGCCACCCUGACAGCCACACCCACCUAGAGCUGAUUGUUGGCUCUGGCUGUUACUGCCACUGUGAAAUCUGUGUCUCUCUUCGUCUCUGCUCCACUAUCCCCGGCCUUGUCAGACAGUGUCCUUUUUCGGAAGAAGUCUAGAUUUUUGCAUGAAAAAACUCAAUCUUUAAAGGUCAACUCAGAGUAUUUUAAGGAGGCCUCCACUUGGCCUGAUGCAGCCUUGCUAGUUAAGAACUAAAGGCCUGCUGACCUACUUGGUGCUCAUGUUGUACUUCAUCUGGAUGUCUCGACCGAGUCUGAGCUGUGCAGCUGUCCUCUUCACCUGCGAAAGUAAUGAGAAUCCUAUGAUGGGACAUAAGGAUAGGUCUAAACAGGGUCCAUGCCAAGAAAACAGUGGGGUGCUCUCCCAGGCCUCUCCCCUGGCCACUAACCCUGGCCUUGCUGGCUGCCUUCCAGGCUCGGGGGAGGAGCUCCUGCAUUCCUCCCUGGCCACCUCGGCUCCAGGGCUCCCCAGAGAGCCUCUUCCCUCCCCAAGAACCUGAGAAAGAUGAGAGAGGCACGUGCUCUGCUGGGAAGAUUCAGUGAGCGGUUCAAGGGCCUGGAAUCUCCCUGUGGCCAAGCCUACGGCUUCUGGGAUUCUGGGAUUCUGGGCUUUGUGGGCUUUGCUUGCUUGCUAGGGAUGGGCUUUCCCUGUCCAGCCGUGCCCCACCUCGCCUCUGUCUCUCAGAAGCUCCAGAACCCAGCAGUGACCCGUAAAACGUGGCCUCUGAUGGGGGCACGGGGUGGGAGAUGGAGAGAGCCUACCUUAUCUUUUGCUCCUAAAAACUUUAAUAGCUCCUAUUUUCCAGAGAAUGGUGCAUUGUGAGCAGCAUGCGAGUAAGAGAGAAAUAGGAGGGAGUGGGGGCGGAUGGGAGAAGAGUGGCUCGUUUUUACCUCUCACCGCAUUGAUAUUUUGUGAACGUGAAGCUUAAACUUUCUGGGAUUACAAGACCCAGGGGCACAUCAGCUCCUUAGCUGGGCUUAGCCUGACACAUAAUUCUUAAGCUUUUCCUGUUUAAGAAAAUUCUAGAGGCUGUGUACUCUCACCAAUCCUCACUCUUCGAGAACUUGUUCAUGUUGAUUUCCCCGUUAUAUGGAUGAGGCUCAGGAUAAUAGCAUAGUGGCUACCUUCUAUUGAGUUUUGAGGUGCUAAGUAUGUUUGUCUGAGGCUGCACAUGUGUAGGUGGGUCUGUAUGAUCCAAGGGACAAAAUGACGACGUAGGAACCAGCAAGAACGGAAUCUGGGCUGAUGCUGCAGUCUCCACCUGGGUGAUGGCUAGCCUCCCGCCCUCUGCCACCGCAUCCCACACGUGCUGUGCACUGUCCCCGUGUCUCCUGGAGAAUCAAACUGGAGAAAACCUUCCGGAGUAUCUCUCAUAGUACCCCUUCCUUAAGAUGUGGUUUACAGCGUGUGUGCAAUCCUGCCUCUGUAAUUAGGAAAUGGAGCCUGAGGCUUUCCAUUGUUGGUUGAACCCAGGACAGCUGGUGCUAUUCACAGGCUGAAGAACUGGGCGGUUCUUACUUGGGUCUGUCCUAGGAUGUGGAGGAAGUUCAGGACUAACGCUAGGCAGAGAGUAUGACUUGGUUUACCCAGCCUAGGGGCCUCUGGAUGGGAACACUCCAUUCCAAGAUCUCAGCAGAGCAGGGCUUCCUGGCUUGAGGCUGGAAGCUUUUGGGAAGUGGCCCAGCUGGGACAUUCCCUGGGCACCUGUCUUCUGCUGAAGGGGGCAAGGUGCCCUCUGGGACUGACGGCCAUGACCCUCUGUGCCAUCCUCAAUCCUUGAGCCAUAUAUCAAAAGAGUCCUCUAGAGCCGGAUGGUCCUCAAAAGUCUCUCUGUCCAAGGAAUGCCAACGUUCACCAGGCUCUGAGAAGCGACGCAAUCUCCUCUGAGCUGGGGACCACUCGGAGAACCGGCUUAGUAACAGUCCUGAUCUUCGCAAGCCAGCUUCUUCUGCAUCUGAGGGGCUCCUGGCGCCCAGAGGAGACAGAUGUCUUCUAGCUGAGUUUCUAACUGCAUGAUGAGACUCAGACCUUCCGCUGCACUAGAAAAUCUGCAACAGUGUCCCUGAGUCACUUCUCCUUAGUGGGCAGACUCGUGUUAGAUUUGUGGAACCCAGCUCUCUGAUUUACUCCUUUUGGAAAACCCAUGGAAUUUCAUGUAUAAGCCUUUCAUUUGUAUUUUAAGGUUUUUCUGUUUGAGUAUAUAAAUGGUGCUCAAUAGCAACAUCUUAGCAGAUGAAGCAUUUUAUGAUUCUACUCCCUCCUGUAUGACAGGUAGCCACUAUACUGAAUCAAGGUGCUGAACUCAAAUCCCAAAAUUCUGGCUUACCGAUACAGCAAUCAAUACAUCUUUGUUCUGUAAUGUAAAAUUUGACUCCUUACUUUUAUAACUUAUUAAAGUUAAAAUGUCUGUGUUUUCGCAAAUCAUGCCUGUGUUUGUUGUUGUCUUCAUUACACUCGU